AUGCCGCUCACAAGGAAACAAAUCGGUGAUGCGGAGGACAAACCCAUGACAAUGAGGCAAGUCACUGAUAAUGCUGUUUCAUGCCAUGGUUCCGAUAUUAGUUCUAAAUCUCACGCCAGAAUUGCUCGUUCCAUGUUGCUCAAAGCCCAAAUUAGAGAAAGACCGUUAGAGCAGGAAUUAGAGCUAGAAGUUAAGGACAUAGUGGUCCGUAGGCGACCUAAGCUGUUGCGGGCAAAAAGUGAAAUUGAGAUGGACAAGAUAGACAUGAUAGUGGAAGAGCAGCAAAGAAUCAAGGAGGAAGCAGAUCUGAAAAAAACGGUCGCAGAUCGACCGAGACAAAAGGCCCUGCGACCUGCCUAG
Echinostoma caproni is the source of this 360-nucleotide messenger RNA. Lineage: Eukaryota; Metazoa; Platyhelminthes; Trematoda; Plagiorchiida; Echinostomatidae. The record is from the annotation of a GenBank genome assembly.